AUGGCUUCAACUUUCGAUCACGACCGUUCUAAAUCGCUAGUUACAGGUUUUUUUUUGUUCAGUUUCUUCAUUUCUCCUCCUUCAUGUAUCCAUGGCACCUCCACGUUCAUCUUCUUCACAGUUUCCAUAACUUCCCCUACUUCUUCUCGAAAGGAACCACCCAUCUUCACACUGUCGUCUCCUUCCCACGUUCUUCAACCUCCAUCGAUGUCAGAAUUCUUCAACGACAGCCAACCCAUGAUCCCUCCUCCUACAAAACCUAAAUUUCGGAUGCUGACUGCUACAAUUCAGAAAUAUGUAGUUGUUGAUGAAAAGGCCAUCAUUGAUUCAUCUGUACCAAAUUUCCCAUCUGAUUCUGAAACUGAUAGUGUGGAGGUUGCUUUAAUUGCUAAGAAGAUACAAAAAUCGAGAAGAAAAAAACGGAAGUUCGCUCUUUUAGAGUGGAAUUGGGAUGGAGUUAUUGAGAUUUGUUCAGAUGAUUAUUUGGGAGAGGAUGUGCCCAUAAUUCAACCAAAAAAGAAACUCAGAGUUGUCAUUCAGAAUCGAAAUCGUCCCACUAAAGUGAUUGAUGAGUCGGACUUUGAUGAUGAUUUAUUGUAUAAGUUUCCUUUAAUAUGUUUUUCUAAAGGUUGA
Molecule: messenger RNA, 633 nt
Organism: Lactuca virosa
Lineage: Eukaryota; Viridiplantae; Streptophyta; Magnoliopsida; Asterales; Asteraceae
Source: the annotation of a GenBank genome assembly